This is a messenger RNA of Lynx canadensis (Canada lynx), 3019 nucleotides long. RefSeq names its product FKBP prolyl isomerase 14 (gene FKBP14). The record is from RefSeq and is a predicted model, not a curated record. The transcript has 4 exons. NCBI's taxonomy places the organism in Eukaryota, Metazoa, Chordata, Mammalia, Carnivora, Felidae. Gene Ontology annotation, molecular function: peptidyl-prolyl cis-trans isomerase activity; calcium ion binding. The coding region runs from base 199 to 834 and encodes 211 amino acids.
GGGUUUGGGGUUUAACGCUUUAGAGGCGGGUUCGCAUUACGUGGGAAAGUUGUCGUAGUAAGUGUGCCACGUCUGCUGGGAAGCGGUAGUCAUGAACUUGCCAAAGGCCGUUGUCUUGAAGCCUUCAAAUACUUUCUUAGUUCUAUGAGGUCGGGGGCCCUUUCUCUGUUUUUGUAGGAACUUUCCUGCGCCAGCAGCAUGAGGCUUUUUUUGUGGAACGCAGUGCUGACGUUGUUGGUCACUUCUUUGAGUGGGGCUCUGAUCCCUGAACCAGAAGUGAAGAUUGAGGUGCUCCAGAAGCCGUUCAUCUGCCAUCGCAAGACCAAAGGGGGAGAUUUGAUGUUGGUCCACUAUGAAGGCUACUUAGAAAAGGAUGGCUCCUUAUUUCACUCCACUCACAAACAUAACAAUGGUCAGCCCAUUUGGUUUACCUUGGGCAUCCUGGAGGCUCUCAAAGGUUGGGACCAGGGCUUGAAGGGAAUGUGUGUAGGAGAGAAGAGAAAGCUCACCAUUCCUCCUGCCCUGGGCUAUGGAAAAGAAGGAAAAGGUAAAAUUCCCCCAGAGAGUACACUGAUAUUCAACAUUGAUCUCUUGGAGAUUCGAAAUGGACCAAGAUCCCAUGAGUCAUUCCAAGAAAUGGAUCUUAAUGAUGACUGGAAACUCUCUAAAGAUGAGGUUAAAGUGUAUUUAAAGAAGGAGUUUGAAAAGCAUGGUGCAGUGGUGAAUGAAAGUCAUCAUGAUGUUUUGGUGGAGGAUAUUUUUGAUAAAGAAGAUGAAGACAAAGAUGGAUUUAUAUCUGCCAGAGAAUUUACAUAUAAACAUGAUGAGUUAUAAAGAUACAUCUGCCCAUUUUAUAUGGCAUCCAUCCUUAAAGACAGGGCAACCAUUUUAAAAGAAGGUCUUAUUUUUAAAUAAUGUGCUGUUCCUGUUCUGGUUUUAUAUAUAUAUAUAUAUAUAUAUUUUUUUUUUUUUUUUUUCUGAAUAUUAUUUGAAAAACCCCUUAAGAUUCCUAAGUGCCCAUUUCUUUCUGGUGAGUUAUUGGGAAGAAAAAAAUUAAUUUGUCUUUGAACGGAAGACUGCUGAACUAUUUUCCACUUUCACAUAUGAAGCCUUAUGGUUUACUUGCUUACUUGUAAUUUUAAAACAUUGCACCCAGAAGCAUGCCCAACAAAUCGGCACCCUCUAUUUCUCCUUCCCUCUAUUUUCUCCAAGUUAGAUACUGACAUUUGAGAAACCUUUUGCAACAGCCCAAGGCUUACUAUUUUCAUGUUAUAAUGAAACAGUGGGUCUGUAACUGCCUUUGAGUCUGUGCUUAAGGAAAAGAGGAAACUGGUUGUUGAUUUGGGCUUGUAACCAGUUACUGCUCUACUGAGAUGUGUAAGGUUGAAGUGAGUAACAAAGUUAGUAACUUAUAAAUAUGUAUACAUUGAAACAUUCUGCCCAGGACUUAAGUUUUAUAAAGUUUGGUUCCUAGUGACUAAUAAUCUAUAAUGAGAAAUUGGACAAAUUAUUUAUGUGUCUGGCUCUCUGUAAUAACGGGUCAAAACAUUGUUGCUGAGGUAGAGAGUUGUAUCUAGUCAAUGUUUAAGUCUAGCAGAUUACCCUUCCUGGUUUAUUAAUGAAUAAAAUCUAUUACUAAUGUAUUAUACUACAAUAACAUUGUAUCAUGAGAGAAAUUAGUAAGCCAAUCGAAAAUUUCCUAUUUCCGUUCAUCAAAAAAUGACGUGGAUCCACAGCCGCUACUAUUGGAUAGAAAUCUUUCCUGCGUCAAAAAAAUGGAUGAUUUUAUAAUUUUACCUGAAAUUGGCUUUUAUCCUUUUCCUUUAAAAAAGCUCCCAAAUCUCCAUUUACUAAGCAUAGUUCUUUAUCAUUUACAAAGUGAUCUCAAGUGCAUCAUUGUCUUUGAUUUUCAUUGCUCUGAGCCCUGUGGGGGGGAAAAAAACUGGUGGAUCUUAAUGUAACUGUUUUAUAGAUGAGGACAUUAUCCUUCAAAGAGAUUGAUUGUUUUGUCCGAGGUCAACAGCUAACUUGUGCAAACAGAUCGCAGUCCCCAAGUUCAGUAUGUUUGUUUUGCCCUCUACUAGUGAAAAAGCAAAACUUCCCUUUGAACUCAUUGGACCUAAUUCUCUCUUCACUUUGCUCUCAAAGCAGUCAGCUCUGUUUUUUUUAUCUUUGGCUCCUUAUCCUUUGAAGAUGGUGAACUGGCUGUUGUAGGUACUUUUGAAUUCUUCCCCUGAUCUAGGAAAGGCUCUGGUUUCAUUGAAUAGUCUUGGGGUUAGCACUGAAUUGCCUCAAAAACCCUGUCCUGUGAGAAGAUCCAGGCAUGUUUCUUAGUCCUUUCAUGCUUGUUUACCUCUAGGUUUUUUAAUUUUGUUUUGUUUUGUUUUGUUUUGUUUUGUUUUGUUUUGUUUUGUUUUAGAGAGUCAUGAACAAUUAUUGCAUCAUAUACAGGCUACUUUUGCCACUUAUCUGUUGACAUUUUCCUCACCAGACCAUAAAGUUCUUGAGAAGAACAUAUAUAACACCUUUUUUCUGAUGAAAUCAGCUAUAUGUCAAAAACUCUUAAAUUGUCACUGCUAUUUUCCUCAACCCGGAGGAGUUACGAACCGCAAUACAGAAAGCUUUAUGCUGUGUUCGUCGGGAAGGAGAGAGCUUGUCACGUGGUAGCACCUUGUAUAGACGUUAUUGGCGAUGCUAUCUCCGGUAAAGCAGGCAAAGCAAAAAGAAUUGUGAUUAUUUGGGCAGCAUAUUUCUUUAUAUGUGAGUUCACAUAAAUUCUCAUCUAAAUCUUUAGACACAAACAUGAAAUGAAAGCAUAUAAAUAGGUUAUGGUCGUUUUUAAGCAUCUGCCUUUGGUUUAGCUACACCUGUACCCCUUUCCAUUCGUGGGAAUAAUCAGACAUGAACUGUGACCUCACUUGUAAUAUAAUUUGACUCAUUAAUAUUGCUAGAUAUGUCCUACUUAAGUUUAUAUGACCAUGUUGUAUUCUUUUCAAAAUAAACUUUAUUUGGGGAAUGA